AUGAAAGCAGUUGACCCAUCUAUAAGGCAUGUAAUAGACAAAUUCAAAAGAAAAGGUUUCAACCAUCUCACACUAGAAGAAAUUGCGAUAACUCAAACCUCUCCAAAUUUCCCCGAAGAAUUUAAAACCGCUACGGGAGAAGAUUGACACAACUUCCAAGAAAAAGCAGAUGAGCGCUUGCGGCGUGCCAAAUUUAACAUUAAAUGAUUAACUCGGCAAAACGAUAACAUGUUUUCUCCUUUAUUUGCAGCAACACUUCGAGGAGAUCUCAAAAAACUCGACGAAUUUCUGAAAAUUAGUGAUUUAAAUGCCUGCAAGGAUGCAGUUGAUGAAACCAAAAAAAGCUGUCUGCAUCUUGCCUCUCGAGAAGGGCACUUCGAUAUAGUAAAAAGUUUAGUUGCAAAGGGCUGGUCAAUCGAUGCCAGAGAUAAACUGCUCUCAACCCCUCUGCAUUUAGCCUGCACAAAUGGUCAUGCAAAUAUUAUCGCUUUUUUGCUAUCAAAAGGAGCUGAUAUUCAUGCAAGAGAUAGUUUGGGUCGGACUGCUUUGCUUUUUGCAGCUUGCUCAACAAAUUCACAAGCUAUUACUGUAUUAUUAAAUAAAGAUACAAGAGCGCUUGAUGGGAAAGAUUACACAGGAAGAAGUGCUCUGCAUUAUGCAAUUUUUAAUCCUCAUCCUAAACAAGUUGAAAUUAUAAGGAAAUUGCUUGAGUCAGGAAUUCCUGUUGACAUUCCUGAUUCAGACAAUAAAACUCCUUUGCAUCAUGCAUGUGAAGCUGGAAAGCCUAGAAGCAUUAGGAUCUUACUUAAGUGGGGGGCAAAUAUUGAAUCGAAAGACUCAAUGAUGAAAUCUCCAGUAGAUUUGGCAGCAAAUCAAAAUAUAAAGCAGCUUGUUUUACUAUAUGGAAAUGAGCCAGAGCCAAUACAAAAUUUAAGCCAUGACCAAAAACUUACAGAAGAUAAGCUGCCAAGCAUAAAGAAAACAAAGCCUGAUAAGCCAAUCUUUGAACCUCCAUCAGUGCAAUCUUCAGAGAACCGAGAAAAAUUGAUAGCAUUUUUGAAAAAAAUCCAAGAAGCUGGGAUUAACACAAAUCAGCAUGCACUGAAGCCUCAAAUAUACUCAUCAGCAUGACUAAAUUCAGUUCAAUCAGCUGGAGCUCUGCAUCGCGAAUUUGCAAAACUAACUCCUUCAGAAGCUGUCUUACAAGUUUUCAAUGUUUUAUUUCCAUACCCCAAAGCUCUGCCUCCUCCACAAGAGGAUCCUUCUGAAUAUAUGGGUUUCUUUGGACUAUCUGAAAAUUCAAAUUUAGGAGCUGAUUUUGCAAUUCCAAGAUCUGAUCCUACAAUGAUAGUGCAAGAUGACUCAAAAAUAUUGAAACUCCAGCAGCUCCUUCAAGUUUCUGACUCAAAAGUGUUUGAUUUGCAGCAAGCUUUACUAUCCAAGGAUCAAAGAAUCCAAGAGCUUCAGUUACUGAUGCAAAAUAAAACACAAGAAAUGGCAUUAGCAUUAAUAUUAUAUUACUUAUUGAGAAACCUGCUGUAAUUCACUAUAAUGCAUUGGUAAUAUUUUAUUUUGCUUAUUUAUGGUAAAUUGACUUUAAAAUGUCAAAAAAAUUUUUACAUGUCAUUAUAUAUAUAAAACUGAGUCUAUGGUAUGUUAAAAUAUUUUUGACAUUUUAAAAUCAAUUUACCAUAAAUAAGCAAAAUGAAAUUUAUGCAAGGGAUUAUAAGGACUAUCGGCACUCAUAGCUCCCCUUUUUUACCUGCUCACCAGUUAUACACAGCCUUACAAAGAGAACUCCUGCGGACGAGGGUCUACACUUACUUUCAGCAGUUGAAUGAGUCGUGUCACCCUGCCGAGCGCCAAAAAAGGUCGCCCAAUAUGAAAAAUUAAAAAUAUUUGAAUUUUCUGUCGAUUUGACUAAAUUGGAAUCCCGAAGCUAACGGCGUAACUCCUAGCUGCACGCUGGGGAAUCGUCCUGAUUGGCCAGGAGACAUACCAAGGGUUCUGCUGAGAAAUCCCUUCCCAACUCUUGGACCCAUUUCCUAAUGAGGCAAAACCUGGGAUCUGAGAGAGCUUGCAGAAGGCUAGCUCGACAUUUCGCUUCACAAAACCAGAAAAAAUUGGGCUCAGCAAACUUAUCCAAAACAUCAGGAGCUAUUUUUGAGUAAUUUCUGUAAGUCGUUUUAGAAAAAAACAUUUAAACUCUUUUUUUGACAAAAAUAGUAAAUUUGAAUAAAAUAUAAACAAAAUAAAAAGUUUUAAUUUAGUUAUUUUUUUAAUCGGCUAUACCGUAUUGGAUACUAAAAUUUGAGGUAACUUACUAUAGUUCUCAUAGCCGACCUGUUAUGGUUUUUAAGUUCUCUGCUACAAAUGAUUUGAUAAUCACGACACUAAAAUAUAUAUAUAUUUAUAUAUUUUUUGCAUCAUCAGCAGUUUUUAAAAUUUAUAUUAAUCAAUCUCAUCUCAUUUUGUUUACUCAGAUUUAUUGAUUUUAUUUCGAAAGCUUAAGGGUUUGCCAACAUUUCUGUUAAUUUUAGCGCCUAAUUGCCAAUAUCCUGAGAUUGAGAUUUAUAUAGAUUUUUUUAUCUCCAAAUUUUUAGAAGCUCUCUAAAACGGCCAGAAAAUUUCUCAAAACCCCUUCUGAUGUUUUGGAUAAUUUUGUAGGACCAAAAAACCUGGCUGGAUGCACAUUCCCGAGCACAAUCCUCCCUUCCUCUGGGUCCCUGUUCAUAAUGCAAGAUGGAAACUGCAGCAGUUAAGAGGGUAGUUUGGUUCGCACACCAUUUUAAUUAUACACUAGAAAUUGCAACUGCUCAAAAAAUAAUCCAAGAAACUCGUGAAAAAAAUCAAGAAGCCCUAAAAUUAAUCCCAAGCCAAGAUGAAAUUAAGCAGCUCAAAGGAGAAAAAGAUGUAGCAAUAAAGCAGUUAAACUCAAUCACUAUAAAACUUCAAGAAAGCAAGGAGGAGUGCGAAGACUUAAAGGCAAAAAAUGAAGAGCUUAAAAAAGAGCUUGAUUCAAUGCCAAACAAAAGUGAGGUGGAAGAGCUUAAAAGUAGCAUUGAAAAGCUUAAAUCUGACGACAGAGCUUUAAGAUUUAGGGCAGGGCAAAUUCUGCUGAAAGGCCUUGACUUUAAAGAUGAAGGAACUGAAUUCGCUCAAGGAAAAGCUCAUCUGCAAGACAAUGAAGUUUUGCAAAGGCUAGAAGCUUCAUUAAAAGGCAACCAUCCAAGCUUCAAGCAAAGGCUUAUAGACGCAGACUCAAACAAAGAUGGCAAAAUAACAAAAGUUGAAUUAACAAAAGUGCUUGCUCAGCUCGCAUUAGUCCCGCAAGACAUUGUCUCAAUUUUAAGAAUCGCUGGAUUUCGACCAGGAGUGACAUUAAUUGCUGUGAGUGAUAUUGCUGAUAUACUGAAUGGAAGAGAACAAAGGAUGACUGAGCUUGAGACUCAACUGUUUAGUAAGUUGAAGCAACAUUUCGAUAAGAGCUCUCUAGAUAUUGACCAAGCUUUUCAGUUUUUGGAUGUAAAUGGGGAUGGGAAUAUUAAUUUCCAAGAGCUUUCAGAUGCGCUAGACACUAUUAAUAUGCCGUUGAGUCGAGAAGAUAGGCAUUCGCUAUUUGCGGUGCUUGAUAGUGAUCAUGGAGGAUCAAUAUCACUUGCCGAAUUUAAGGAAAAAAUUGAUAAGGCUGUAAUUCUACCUCCGAAAGCCAAAGAAGUUCCGAAAAAGGAAGAGCCAACACAAAAUCGGUUUAAAUCAGAGUUUAAUGAAAAAAUUAAAGCGAACCCUAUGGCUUUAGGAAGCUUAGUUAAAUUUCCAGAGCAGCCUAAGCAAGAAAAUGCUGAAGAAAACCAAAAAGUGCCAGAAAAACCGCAGGUGGAAAGAAAACAGUCACGAAAGUUGAAUGGAAGCCUUGUUGUAGGUGUCGUUAAAGGAAAAGGGCUUGGCCAGGGGACUUUUGCUAUUCAGGUAACUCUAAAAGGCACCGAAAAAACUCUUAAAACCCCAUUUCUUCAAGGUCCUGAUCCUGAUUGGAAGCUAAAAAGCACACUUAAACUCUUCGACACAUCUACAGCUCAGAUAGAUUCUGAGCUUUACCUUGAACUUCUAGGAGAUCGAGGCAUGAUCGCUUCUUGCAGGAUAAAUUGGCUUUCAGUUUUAGAUUUCCCAAACUCAUGGGCGAUAAAAUCAGAUUUCCCUCUCCUAGAACCAAAUAAUAGAAAGCAUGGCUCAGUGAUGAUCCAUUUGAUGUGAAUGCCCAAAGAUGCUCUUAGAAUGGAAGGCAGUGGAAGUUUAUCUCUCCAAAUUUUAUCUUGCUCUGGAUUUGGGUCAGCUCGUGUACAGCUUGCUGUUGGAACACAAAAUGUGAUGGGAAACUUAAAAGAAUCUGAAGAACUAAUAAUAACGAUGACCCCCCCCUCAAUCUUCAUGUCUAUUGCAACAAAAAUGCAAUUUUUCAAUAUAAAAUUUUAUAUAAAAAAAAUAAUAAUUUUCAUGUCUCUUGCAACAAAUUAUAUACAUUAAAAUGGCGACAUGUGUCAAUCUGCCCUCUUGGCGCAGCAGUCCAGACCUUAUGGCUAUGAGGAACUGGAAAGGACUCCGAGCCGAGAAUUAAACGCAGGCUCAAGAAGUGUUAUCCGGGUAGGUUUUGGCUGCUUUCCUGUGGUUGGAAAUGGAUGUGCUCAACAAAGUCCUUUGGAUCCGAGGACCCAUGGGCAUUCCUCUACCGAGAAACUGGGGGUUUCGGCCCAGGCCCACAGGGGAACAGUCUUUUUCCUGUAGCUGUCGAAUGAAGGCACUUUGACACCCGAUAGACUCCAAGGAUCCUUGAAAUCAAGCUAUUCCAAUCUCCCGUAACAGGGCCGCAGAAAUCCAUAAGCCGCCCACUCAAGACUGAAGCCGCAAGGCAAGAAGGAGACAGAAGGUACCGAAAGGGCACUCGUAAGAGGGAUAGACCCUCUGGACUGGAGUCGAAAAGCGGUAGAACCUUCCGUACGAGAGGUCUUUGGUGACUGCGUCAUCAAUAUGGCUAGCGCCCUGUCUGUAAUAAUUCUAAUCCUAAUCCUCUUGCAACAAAUUUUAGAUGCGCAUCUUAAAUUUUUCCGUACUUUUUAGCUAGAUAAGUUUAAUAAAAUGGCGAGCGAUGACAAUAGCCGUCAAAAUCUCGAUGAGAAGGUUAUUGACACGCCUAUAGCAGCGCUGUUUUAUGGCUUUUUUGAGAACCUCACAUAGAGAAAAAUGCAUUAAUUUUUUUAUAAAAAUGUUGUGUUGCAGUAGGCAUGAAGAUUUUUUCGAAAAAUUUUUGUUGUAGUAGACAUGAAGAUUGAAGGGGGGGGCAUCGUUAAAAGAUAUUGCGUUAAAAGCUGAUGAACUGAUACCUAGUUUAAAGUUUACAGCUUUGUCUUCAGAGACUCUCCAAAUGAUUUUGUGGAAAAAUUUAUCAAUGGAAGUGGCAAUUUCUAGUUCUCCCAAUUGGACUCCUUCAUUAAAAGUUCCUUUAGAUGGAGACUGUGAGCUUGCAAUUCGAAUGAAAUGGACACCGAUAAGUGAAGAAGAUGAAGCUAACUCCCCUGUGUGAGCGAACAAAUUUUUUUAAUAUAAACAUUUUGAUAUAUAAGUGAUAAUUUUAAAAUGAAAUUUCUAGCUAAUUCUGUCUAAUUUUAAACAGCCAUAAAUUUUGAAAUUAAAUUAAUUUAACUCCUCCAUUUUACAAAUUGAAAAUUUUUUAAAUUUUGAAGAAAAAAAAUUUAUGUGUAAAUUUUUCAACAAAAAAAUUCACAGUAGACAAACAAAAUUUUUUGCUCACUCAUGGACGAAAGAGUAAAGAAAAAGCUGCCACAAAAAUCCAAGCGAUUUUUAGAGGAAACAAAGCAAGAGAAGAGGUAAAGCCGAUGAUGAAGAGUAAGAGGAAAAUUUUGGCAAGAAAAGUGUGGAAAGAAAACGGAAGAUAUUAUAUGGUGACAAUAUAUGAACAAGAUACAAAUUAUAAAGUUGAAUUGAAUCCAGCAGAUGAUCCCAGUCUUCCUAUGUAUACAGAACUGCAUUCUCUAAAUGUACCGAAACAACCGAUUGAAGAUAUUUUUAAGAACUUGUCUGUUCUGGCUAACCAAAAACUUUCUUACUCUAAAGAAGCCGCGCAGCCUAGCAAAAAUGAAGAGCCUAAGUUUCCCACAAAAAAAGCAGAAGAAACUAAAAUAUUACAGAAGCCAACAGCCAAGGAGCAAGAAGAAAUUAAAUUCCCAUCAAAAAAAGAGACUAAGGACGAAGAAGUUAAGUUUCCAGCCAAAAAGCAAGCUGAGGAAGAAAAAUUCCCCUCUAAGAAAACUACAGCUACAAGUCAAGCUGUUAAAGGAGGAGUUAUGAUUGAAAUCUUAAGUAGCGUGAACGUAAAAAGUUCUUAUUGCAGAGUUGAAUAUGGAGAAGCUUUUGUUCAUUCGACUGCAGGUCCGCCUUGAACCAAAAAGAUAGCUUUAUCUGAUGUUGAAAUAAAUAGCCAAAUCCUUCCUUUAACUAUAAAAAUUUAUGCUUUGGAAACAAGAACUGAAAUCGCUUCAGGCUCUGUAGACUGAAGCCAUGCAGCCACAGUUCCUGAAUCAUGAACUCCUCCAACAACAGUAAAUAUCGGCAACGCAAAAUUAGAAGUAAAAUUCAUGUGGUCUCCUUAUAAAUCUAAGCAAAAAGAGCCUCAACAAGCAACCCCAAGUAUGACCACCGAAGAUAUUAAGCCAAAAGAGCACAGAAAAGUAUUGAUGAAAAAAGGCAUAAAGAGGAACAAUAAAUAUUAUUUAGUCUGUGUAUAUGAAGCAAGAUCUGGAAAAGAAAUGGAGCUCCAUCUCGUGGAUCAGCCCAAUAUCCCUAUGUAUGAAGCAGUUGACAAAGCAAUCAUUGAGAAAAGCGCAGACCUGGAGUCUGUGAUAGCUAACAUGGAAAUAUCAGCAAACAAUAAAAUGAUAUUCAAGACAUAA
Molecule: messenger RNA, 6965 nt
Organism: Blepharisma stoltei
Lineage: Eukaryota; Ciliophora; Heterotrichea; Heterotrichida; Blepharismidae
Source: the annotation of a GenBank genome assembly